AUGGCGUCUUCUUCGGGGAAGAAGAAGAGCAAGAAGGGCUCGGCGUUUGAGGCGCUCGGGCUGUCUUCCUCGACGUCUCUCGCGGCGAUCAAGAACCUCGGGUUUUCGCAGCCGACGCCGAUUCAGCGGCGCGCGAUUCCGCUUCUGCUGCGGCAGCGCGACUGCAUUCUGAUGUCGCGCACGGGGUCGGGGAAGACUGCGUGUUUUCUGCUCCCUCUGCUCGACUUGCUCGGCGAACACAGCUCAGUCGUCGGGAUCCGCGCGGUCUUGGUCGCGCCGACGCGUGAGCUCGUCGCGCAAAUACACCGCGUGAGUCACAAGCUCCUCCGCAACAGUUCGUUGCGGCUGUGCUGCCUGCUUGGCGGCGAGAACUACGCGAAGCAGUUUCUGGCGCUCUCGAAGAACCCCGACAUCCUCCUGACGACCGUCGGUCGCGGGACCCAGCUGAUUCAGGACAAGAUUCUGAACCUCUGCACGGCGUCCUACCUCGUGCUCGAUGAAGCCGAUCAGAUCUUCGAGCUGGGCUGGCGCGACCAGCUCACACUCCUCUUCUCUGCGCUGCCAGCCAACAAGCAGGUUGUGCUAGUCUCCGCGACGCUCCCCGCUGCUCUGAUUGACUUCGCGAAACUCGGCCUGCGAGACCCCGAGUUCGUGCGACUCGACAAAGAAUGUACUCUCAGCGACGACCUUCGCAUGGACUUCCUCUUUGUCCGCGCCGCCCAGAAAAUCCCCACUCUACUCUUCCUCCUCAAACGCACCAUUCAGCGAAGGGAACAAGUUAUGGUUUUCGCGUCAACUCGCCACCAGGCGACGUUUCUGCAAUGCUUCUGCGAGCGUCUCGGAUUUCCCUCGGCGGUUAUCUACGGGGCUAUGGAUCAGGCCGAGAGAGUUCAGACUCUCGGCGCAUUCAAAAAAGGCAAGAUCUCGAUUCUGCUCGUCACGGAUGUGGCCGCGAGAGGCCUUGAUAUCCCUUUUUUACCGUCUGUGAUUAACUUCGACUUUCCGUCCUCUGCGAAACUCUUCGUUCAUCGUGUAGGGCGCACAGCCCGCGCUGGCAGGUCAGGGACGGCGGUGUCUCUCGUUACGGCCGAGGAUCUCCCCUACGCAGUCGAGCUGAUGAGCUUCCUCGGCGGGCGUCUGGUGCCUCCGUGCGCGACGGCGGAAGCGAAGAGCUCGGAUAGUGACGCGGAUGCAAGCGAUGAACGCGCGUCGCUCAAGCGCGAAGAAUGCGCCUCCACUGGUUCCUCCCCCUCGUCUCUCUCCCCCGGCACGGCAUCUUCAUCCGCGGCAGCGUCUCCGUCUGGUUCUGCGUCUGCGGCAGCCUCGCCUUCGGCAGCUGCGUCUGCGGGCGGCGCCUACGUGUUGGCAGGGCCGCCGGCGCUGGUGGAUCCCUUUGUGGAGUUUUGCGAGAACCUGCUGCACUCAGAUGAGGACGUCGCGCUCGCGGGGAAGACCGCGGCUUCGGCGAACGUCAUGUACUACAAGACGCGACCCUCCGCGUCGCGUCAAAGCGUCGAGCGAGCCAAGCAUCUCCUGGCGCAGUGCGGUGGCGCCAUGCUCCUCUCCUCAUUUGCGCAUCCUGCGUACGCCUCACCGUUCGGCACCGCGGCGGAGGCUGCCGGCGGAGGCGAGCGGGCGCUGCCCCAGGACGCGGGCGCGGCCGCCGCGCUGGCGAGUGCCACGAAGCUGCAAGGGGAGGUGCUGCUGAGUCUGCAGCGGUACCGACCCAAGGUCGGCGAACGCGGCAGCGUCCUCUCGGCGAACGUCAUGAAGGGCAUGCACAAUAAGAAGACGGAAAUGCUUCGAUACCGCUCGCUGCUCAGUGAACUGCGCCGCUCGGCGGGCGAGGAGGCGGAGGAGGCGCCGGAGAGCGACUCGGAUCUCCCGGAAGACGAGACCGGAGAGGACGAGGAGGAGGGAGGGAGCUCGGCUGCAGCCAGCGGCUACGAAGCGGACGAGAGCGACCGCGGCGGCGAGGAAGGCCGACGUGGGCGCCGCGUCCGGGUGCGAGGCCGCGACGCAGGAGCGGCUGGAUCUGACCAGGAGGACUUCGACGAAAACGAGAUGGACGCGAGAGGCGGAAAGACAGUGCCGAAAAAAGGCGGCGGCGGCGAGCUGAGUGCGAGCGCCGCGUCGCCGCUGAGGCGGAAGCCUGCGGCGUCGAGCUCCACGGCGAUCGACUCGCUGCUCGAGGCCCGCUCGGCCGGCAUCCCGCGGAUGUCGAAGGCACGCGUGAGCAAGCGCCGACUGCGCAGAGCCGCCAAAGAGAUGGGCGUCUCCUGCGCGUCGGCUGAGGCGAAGGCCCUUUCGCUGGCGCAGCUCCACGCGCGCGAGACCGCAGACGGCGGGGCGGACGGCGACGACGAGGAGGCGGAGAAAAUCAAGAAAAAGGGUGGAUUCUACCUCGACCUCAAGAAAGGCGAAUGCAAAGAGAAAAUCCAGGAAACCAUGCUCAAACUCGACGAAGCAGCCAUGGACCUCGUUGCCGACGAAAACGACGACAUGAAACGGCAACGAUCAACUGAAAAGCAACGAUGGGAUCCGAAGAAGAGGAAGUACAUCAUGAUGAAGAUUGACAGCACGACGGGUCGCGCUGUCAAGCGCAAGCGCGGCACGGAGAAGCAAGAGGAGAAGACAAGCAGCGCCCACCGAUACGCACAGUGGUGUCGCGAGACGAAGCGCCGCAUCCAACGCGUGGGCGAAGAAGAAGACCCCAGCCUGACGUCUGCCAAUGGGCCCCGAAGAGUUGGCGCGGCUGCACUGCGAGACGACUCUUCCGACUCCGAUACGGAGGGCGGCUCGUCCCGCGGAGGGGCGGCCUCGGCGUCUGCGCGCCUGUUGGCAUUCACGGAUAAACAUAAAGGCAUUCAAGAAGCACUGCAGAAGGGCGUGAAGCUGACGCAUAAGCAGCAGCGUAUCGUCAAGAAACUCCAAGCCGGCGUUGUGACCUCCUCGUCGCACGACGGCAAGGCCGGCGCAGCAGGAUCGGUUCUGCCGACGGUUGAGCAGAUUGCGAAGAAGCGCCGACGCGACCAGCAACUUCGUCUGCGCCACGACAAGAAGAAGGCGAUGGAGGAGGCGCGGAAGGGCAAAGAAAAAUGGAUGAAGAAACAGAAAACCAAGGCCGCGAACAAAGGCGCGCGAAAUCGGUCAAUCAUGAUUGUGAAAAAGGGAAACAAAGGCAAACGCAGCCGCCCGGGACGACGAUAA
Messenger RNA from Besnoitia besnoiti, 3210 nucleotides. Its product is annotated as DEAD/DEAH box helicase domain-containing protein. The coding region runs from base 1 to 3210 and encodes 1069 amino acids. Gene Ontology annotation, molecular function: RNA helicase activity; nucleic acid binding; ATP binding. The transcript has 9 exons. The record is from RefSeq and is a predicted model, not a curated record. NCBI's taxonomy places the organism in Eukaryota, Apicomplexa, Conoidasida, Eucoccidiorida, Sarcocystidae.